AUGACGUCGAAACAGCUAGUUUCUCACCUUCCUCCACUUCCUUCACUCCGAGAAAUUUUAAAACUCUACGGCCUCCAAGCCAGCAAACAACUCUCCCAAAAUUUUCUUCUCAAUUUGCAUGUUACAGAUAAAAUAGUAAAAGCGUGUGGUGAUAUUUCAAAAAAAACCGUUGUGGAAAUUGGACCUGGUCCUGGAAGUUUAACCCGAUCCAUUUUACAAGCAAAUCCGAAACGAUUAAUUGUGGUGGAAAAAGAUGAUCGAUUUAUGCCUGCUUUACAAAAUCUUCAACAAUCAGUAGAGGAUAACAAAAUGCAUAUUGUACAAGGAGAUAUAUUAAAAGUAGACCAAUACAAAUUAAUGGAUCACUUUUUAGAACCUGAAGAAAAGAGUGUAAAUCAUGAAGAAAUUGCAAAUACUGUAUUUAUCGGAAAUUUACCUUUCGGAAUUGCUACACCUUUAUUAAUUAACUGGUUAAGAGAUUGUGCAAAUUGUACAGGAGCGUUUGCUUUCGGAAGGAGAAUACCAAUGAUUUUAAUGUUUCAGAAGGAAGUAGGAAUGAGAAUGGGUGCUAAACCUUCCACAAAGGAAUUUGGUCGCAUCAGCGUCUCUUCACAGAGUGUGUGUGAUGUUGAACACAUGUUCGUUGUGAAAGCAAAGAGUUUCGUACCUGCUCCAGAUGUCGAUGCAAGCGUCAUGCGUUUAAUUCCAAGAACAACACCUCUCAUUGACACUUCACUUGUACAAUUCGAAGACCUAGAACAAUUUUGUAGGAUUAUUUUCAGUAGCAAGAGAAAACAACUUUCCACAAAUCUGGGAAUGCAUUUCACACCCAAACAAUCUGCUUAUAUUGCUGCUGGUGCCGUUGAGGGUGGAUCUAAAAACAUGGAAGCUGUGCAAGCAGCUCUCUCUAAACGCUCGCAAGAUUUUACGGUUGAAGAAAUCUCUAACAUGGCCAGAAGAUUCAAACGUCUAGUUGAGAGCGAUCCAAAUCUUAAGGAUGCUCUUCGAAGGGUGUAG
Naegleria lovaniensis is the source of this 1017-nucleotide messenger RNA. RefSeq lists its product as uncharacterized. The transcript has a single exon. The coding region runs from base 1 to 1017 and encodes 338 amino acids. Gene Ontology annotation, cellular component: mitochondrial matrix. The record is from RefSeq and is a predicted model, not a curated record. Gene Ontology annotation, molecular function: rRNA (adenine-N6,N6-)-dimethyltransferase activity; mitochondrial transcription factor activity. Gene Ontology annotation, biological process: transcription initiation at mitochondrial promoter; rRNA methylation. Lineage: Eukaryota; Heterolobosea; Eutetramitea; Acrasida; Naegleriidae.